UAUGAUCUGUAUAAAAGAGCUCCCAGAAUCUCCAGCAAUUCAGCAACAAAGGUUCCAUGUUCUUCAGAAUGCGUAUCACAAGCGUUACCGUUUUCUCCUGCAUUGCGUAUGUCCUAAUUUUCAACACAGGUUUUACUGAAAGCAAGUGUGUCUACCCAUGGGUAGAAUUCCAAAACCAUUGCUACAUGUUUGGAUUGGACACAAAAACGUGGUUUGAAAGCAAGGUGGAGUGCAACAAGAAAGAUUCUUAUCUUGCCAGGGUGGAGACACCGGCUGAAGACGACUGGAUCAUUCAGCAGAUCUUCGCUCUAAACAAAGUAUGGUAUUUGUGGAUUGGUGGGAAUACCUUGAGGAAGGUUGGUGAUUGGAAAUGGGAAUCAACCAAUGAAAAAGUUGGAUAUAGAUUCUUUCAUUCAUCAGAGCCCAAUAAGCCAGCAACAGAAAGAUGCCUGGGCUAUUUUAGUCAUCACAAAAAAUUGCUUUAUUGGGGAGACAUGACAUGCACAAAUAAAGUUGGUUUCAUAUGCGAAAGAGAUAACUAAUAUGAAAUGUGCAUGUCAUUAGUAUGUAAAGGAAAAGCAACAUAUGAAUAAAAAUAAUGGAAGAGUAAA
Ostrea edulis (European flat oyster) is the source of this 611-nucleotide messenger RNA. Its product is annotated as perlucin-like protein. Gene Ontology annotation, biological process: biological process involved in interspecies interaction between organisms. The record is from RefSeq and is a predicted model, not a curated record. Bases 57 to 542 code for a protein of 161 amino acids. Gene Ontology annotation, cellular component: external side of plasma membrane. The transcript has 4 exons. Gene Ontology annotation, molecular function: carbohydrate binding. NCBI's taxonomy places the organism in Eukaryota, Metazoa, Mollusca, Bivalvia, Ostreida, Ostreidae.